Aspergillus clavatus NRRL 1 is the source of this 849-nucleotide messenger RNA. RefSeq names its product DNA 5'-adenosine monophosphate hydrolase. Gene Ontology annotation, biological process: single strand break repair; double-strand break repair. The transcript has 2 exons. Gene Ontology annotation, molecular function: DNA 5'-adenosine monophosphate hydrolase activity; single-strand break-containing DNA binding; single-stranded DNA binding. The coding region runs from base 1 to 849 and encodes 282 amino acids. The record is from RefSeq and is a predicted model, not a curated record. Gene Ontology annotation, cellular component: nucleus. Lineage: Eukaryota; Fungi; Ascomycota; Eurotiomycetes; Eurotiales; Aspergillaceae.
AUGUCGGACGAAUCCCGCGCUCCGGAAAAAGAGCAUACGGAGUCACCGUCGGCUCCAUCACUACAAGAGAAACCAGCAAAGAGAGAUGCCUACAGCCUAGUUGCAGAGCUCCUAUCCCCCAAGAACAAACAACAGAAACAUGCGAACAACCCCCCACUCAAAGGAAGCCACUCCAGGCAAGCCGCCUUCGGCGCGCGGGACGCUCUAGGCGCCUACAUUGCGAAACCAGAAUCAUACCCAUCCAAUGUCGUCGUAUACUACAACGAUAACUUCGUUGUGAUCCAUGACCUUUUCCCCAAAUCUUCGCUACAUCUGCUCCUUCUUCCCCGCGACCCUGCCAAGACACGCCUCCAUCCAUUCGAUGCCUUCGAGGACCCCGAGUUCCUAAGCAAAGUGAAGGCGGAGACGAGGAAGCUGCGCACACUGGCUGCCGGCGAGCUCAGGCGCAAAUAUGGCAGGGAUUCGGCCCAGGAUAAAGAACGGCAGGAUGCACUUAACGCGGACCCGCCGCCGGAUGUGCUCCCGCAGGGGCGCGAUUGGGAGAAGGAGAUCAUGUGUGGGAUCCAUGCGCAUCCGUCAAUGAGCCAUUUGCACAUCCAUGUGAUCUCCGUGGACAGGUAUAGCGAACGCUUGAAGCAUAGGAAGCAUUACAAUAGCUUCGCGACGCCGUUCUUCGUCGACAUUGAGGAUUUCCCCCUUGCCAAGGAUGAUGUCAGAAGGUAUCCGGAUAGGCAGGGGUAUUUACGAAGGGACUUCAUUUGCUGGCGCUGUGGAAAGGAUUUCGGUAAUAAGUUUACGGAAUUGAAGAGGCAUCUUGAGACCGAGUUCAACGAAUGGAAACGUCUGUGA